Messenger RNA from Penicillium nucicola, 1209 nucleotides. Its product is annotated as metallophosphoesterase family protein. Gene Ontology annotation, molecular function: hydrolase activity, acting on ester bonds. The coding region runs from base 1 to 1209 and encodes 402 amino acids. The record is from RefSeq and is a predicted model, not a curated record. Gene Ontology annotation, cellular component: cytoplasm. Lineage: Eukaryota; Fungi; Ascomycota; Eurotiomycetes; Eurotiales; Aspergillaceae. The transcript has 4 exons.
AUGCAAACUCGCAAAGCAGUGGCGCCACAACGACGAGAGGUCGACCGGACCUUACGAUUCACCAAGGAUGGUACAUUUCAAAUAUCAGUAUUUAGUGAUUUGCAUUUUGCAGAAGACGAUGGAAAGGACAACAAAACACGAGAAGUGAUUGGAACAGUGCUCUCAUCAGAGGAUGCCCAGCUCGUCGUAUUAAAUGGAGACCUAAUAUCCGGCGAAGCGGUCAAAAGCGCCAAUUCUUCCGGCAAAUACCUCGAUCGGAUCGUGGAACCAGUAAUCGACGACGAUUUACCAUGGGCAUCGACAUACGGGAACCAUGACAGUGAGCUCAAUCUUGAUCCCGAGGACAUAUUUCGCCGAGAAAAGACAUAUCCGAAUUCCUUAACGCAGCAGCAAGUGUCGGGCUCUACCGCUGGAAUAACGAACUAUUACCUGCCAGUCUUUGCACACGAUGCUUCGGACGAUGCGACGCCGGAGUUCAUAUUGUGGUUCUUUGAUAGUCAGGGUGGCCACUAUCACAUUGAUAAAAACUAUAACGGGACCUCGGUUCCGAGGCAGAACUGGGUCGAUGAUUCGGUUCUGCAAUGGUUCAAAAAAGCCAAAGAAAAUCUCACAGACACAUACGGCGACCCAAUCCCAUCUCUGGCCUUCGUUCAUAUUCCAGUUUACCCAAUGCGUGCGUUCCAAAAGGCUGGUGUGAGUUCGAGUAAGGAACCGGGAAUCAAUGGCGAACGAGUCCAGCAACAAGGGUACGGCAAUGAUGGCAUCGAAUACGACUCUCAGGAUAGUUCCUUUAUUCAGGCGUUGUUGAACACCACAGGGCUUGUAGCGACGUUCAGUGGUCAUGAUCAUGAUAAUGAUUGGUGCUUUAAAUGGAACGGUACACUAUCCGGUCUCGACGUUGAAGGGAACGGCAUCAACAUGUGCUACGGUCGACAUACGGGGUAUGGUGGAUACGGGGACUGGGCUCGUGGGGGCAGACAGAUCUUGUUAGAUCAGCAGCUGCUUGGAGAUGAUGUACGCACUUGGGUUCGGUUGGAAGAUGGGUCUGUUUCUGGAAAUGUCCAUUUGAACAACACCUAUGGGCAAGAUCAAUAUCGGUUGGUGGAGAAGAGAAUGACUGGCCAGGGUGACAUUCUUUCUUCGCAGAUUUCCUCUGUUGUCUAUAUCUGGGUAUUUUUCUUUUCCUUAUUUAUGGCUCAUAGAUAUUGA